This is a messenger RNA of Lotus japonicus, 480 nucleotides long. RefSeq lists its product as uncharacterized. Lineage: Eukaryota; Viridiplantae; Streptophyta; Magnoliopsida; Fabales; Fabaceae. The record is from RefSeq and is a predicted model, not a curated record. The transcript has 2 exons. The coding region runs from base 1 to 480 and encodes 159 amino acids.
AUGGAGGUAGAUGUUGUAGGUGUUGAAGAAAGUGAAGAGCGUGAAUCUUUAGCUGGUGAGCAAAUUCCAGAAGUGGGGAUGACAUUCGAUUAUGAAGAAAGACUUUAUAAUUUUUACAAGAAAUAUGCUUUUGAUGCUGGAUUUGGGAUUCGUAAAGUUAGCACAAAAACGGAGGGCGAAGUCAAAUAUUACACACUUGCAUGUUCUAGAGGAGGAAUUCUGUUGAACAAAAAUUUUCAUUCAUUGGUAGUUGAAGCUAAAGGGUAUGACAACUUGCAAUUUGGUGAGAAAGAUUACAUAAAUUACAUUGCAAAGGUGAGGCAGUUAAAGCUUGUAGUUGGGGAUGCCGAAGCACUUCGUAACUACUUCACUCGCAUGCAACGAAGAAAUUCAAAUUUUUUCUAUGACAUUGAUAUGGAUGACGCCGGUCAUUUGCGAAAUGGUUUUUUGGGUAGAUGCAAGGUCAAGGGCAGCUUAUGA